GGGGUGCUUUGGGGGGGGAUCCUAAGGGGAAAUGGGAGCAGCAUCCGUGGGGGGGCUGGGAGGGGUCCCUGGCGGUUUUGGGGGGGUUCUGGGCAGGGGAAAGGGCUCCAAUGGGCCCCAGGGGAACUAUCCGGGCUCAUUAGCAUAGCCACGCCUACGCGUUUGUUCAUUAACAUAUGUCCGCCCUCCUGUCGUCACGUGCCCCGCGGUCACGUGCCUCCCCCUCUCCACGGGUGGCGUAUCGCCCCGCCCCUCCCUGGUUUUGCCGUUUCUCAUUGGUCCACUUCGCUUCACGUGAUUCACAGUCCCCGCCCUCUGCUUUUCCCGCCCGGCAUUUCCGCUUCCGGCGCGGGGCCCCGCCCCCUCCGCCCCCCGCGGCCUCGCGGCGUCGCCAGAGGAAGAGGAGGAGGAAGAGGAGGAGGAAGAGGAAGAGCUGCGCCACAGGCGGGGGCGGAUGGGAACGCCCCCCCGCAGGAUGGCGGAGGGCUGGGCCGAGUGCCCGGCGCUGGGCCCGGGCUGGCAGCGCCGCGAAGCUUUUCGGAAAUCCGGGGCUACCAGCGGCCGCAGCGACACCUACUACAGGAGCCCCACGGGGCAGAAGUUCCGCAGUAAGAUCGAGCUGCGGCGGUUCCUGGGCCCCGGGCACGACCUCAGCAACUUCGACUUCAAAUCGGGGCUGCAGCGACCUGGCCCCACCCAGGCCAGGAAGAGCCCCAAAUGGCAUCUGCCCACCGAGCCCCUCCCAGAGCCCCCCGAAAUCUUCAAAAAGGAGGAAGAGGAGGUGGAAGUGGAGGUGGAGGUGGAGGUGGGCGGGGCUGAGACCGAGAAGACCCCACCCUCAUCAGUUCAGGCCCUGCCCAUCCCUGUCCAGGCCACGCCUCUGACUCUCCAGGCCACACCCCCUUCCGUUGAGGCCACGCCCUCUCCGGCCGUGGCCACGCCCUCACUGGAGCCCCCCCAUCGCAGGACCCGGAAGCGGCUGCCCCUGGAGCCCCCCCAGGAUGGGGUGGUGGCGCUUUGUGCUGGCUGCCAGAGCCUCUUCCCGGGGGUGUCCCUGCCCCCCCAGCGCCGCUGCCGCUGGCUCUGCCCCGACUGCCGUGCCCAGAGACGAAACUUCAACCGGGAGCAGCGAUUCUACAAGCGGGUGGGCUGUGGCACGUGCCAGGCCUGUCGCAUCCCCGAGGACUGCGGGAUCUGCAGCGCCUGCGCCCGCAACCCCCCCGGGGGCCCCUCCGGGCCCGGCCGGACCCCCAAGUGCCUCCUGCGCCGCUGCCUGCGCAUCGUCAAGAAGGGCCUGGGCUGCGGUUCCUGCGCCGGCUGCCUGAGCACCGAGGACUGCGGCAGCUGCUGCAUCUGCCUGCGGCGCCUGCAGCCCGGCCUCAAGCGCCAGUGGCGCUGCCUGCGGCGCCGCUGCCUGCGCCCCAAGAAAGCCAGGGUGGCCAAGAAGCCGCAGAGCCCCCGGCUCCUGACAGAGAAGUGGAAGCCCCUCGUGGAGCGGGAGCCCAGCGACGCCUCCAGCGCCAGGCACAGAAAGCUGCUGACCAAGGGCAAGGAGAAGAAGAAGCCGGGGCGACCCCCGAAGGCCCCUGGGCCCCGCGGGCGGGGGGUGCGGAGCCGGGCCAGCCGGCGCUGCGGGGUGUGCGCAGCCUGCCGGCGCCCGGCCGACUGCGGCCGCUGUGACUUCUGCCGGGACAAGCCCAAAUUCGGGGGGCAGAACCUCAAGCGCCAGAAGUGCCGCUGGAGGCAGUGCCUGCGCUGUGCCAUGGAGAAGGAGGAGCUGCUGGGGGGGGCUGAGAACGGCCCCAGGCCCAUCCUGGGCCCCCCCCUGCGACUCUGCCCCAUCAAGGAGGAGGCGGGACCCCUCCCCCGCCUCGAGGACCCUCGCCUGGGGCUCCUCAUCGCCUCGGCCCCCCGCCUCAAAGGGGCCCCCCCGGAGCCCAGCGUCGCCCCCCAAAGGCCCCCCCCCGGGGAUUUGGGGGUCCUGAUCGCCGCCACCCCCCGUGUGAAGCAGGAGCCGCCCCAGCCCAGCGCGUCCCUGGUGCCGGUGCCCCCCCAGCACCCCCCUGCACAGCUGGUGGUGCUGGAUGAGAGUGAGGAGGAGGAGGAGGAAGAGGAGGAGGAGGGCAGCAGCCGAGUGCCCUUCCCUCUACCCCCCGCUCCCCAGCUCUGGCCCGGCUCCUUCCUGGAGGAACUGGCCGAGAUUCCCCUCCCGGCUCACUGGGGGGUCGUGGGGGCUGACGGUGGUCCCGGGCCGUGCCCGGCGCGGGGGCUGCGGCUGGUGCAGCGCUGCCCCCGCUCCUCCAUGGCCGCGGCCGCCGUGCUGCUCAACCCGGGCUUGGCUUUCCGCGUCUUGGUCGCCCGCGGCCGCCCGGUGCCCCCCGGGCACGAGGUGCUGGCCCGGCGCCCCCCCCUGCGCUCCGUGCUGGACCUGGUGGAGCUGCUCUGCGACCUCGAGGCCUACGGGCCCUGCCCGGGACCCCCGGCCCGGCCCCCCGCCCCCCGCUGCCAUGUCCUGGUGAGGGGGGGGCGCUGCUGCCGGCCCUGCCAGAUGCUGGCAGGGGAG
This is a messenger RNA of Onychostruthus taczanowskii (white-rumped snowfinch), 2563 nucleotides long. RefSeq names its product methyl-CpG binding domain protein 1 (gene MBD1). The annotation marks the transcript as partial. Gene Ontology annotation, molecular function: zinc ion binding; DNA binding. The record is from RefSeq and is a predicted model, not a curated record. The transcript has 17 exons. NCBI's taxonomy places the organism in Eukaryota, Metazoa, Chordata, Aves, Passeriformes, Passeridae.